CCCGAGACCGAGGACCGAUCCCACAGCCCCGGCGCUUCCCAGCCCCACUAGGCCUACGGAGGCCUUGACCUCGGCUGAUCGGCGCCUUCUCGGCUUGAGCGUUGAGCCGCCGCCUAGAGGCAAGCUCUCCCGGGAGGCGAGCGCGCCGCGGGUUCCAGCGCCCCUCGUCGCGACUACACGUCCCAGCGGCCCCAGCGGCAGCUGUCCGUCUCCUCUCUUCCGAAUCUCGGCGCUGGGCUUGCUGGGAAGUGUAGUUCCGAGGGGCCCCCAGCGCGGGACCUUCUGGGAAAGCCCGGCUCGGGCGGUCAGAGACUGUCGAGCUGCGCGUGGCCCCGCACUUCGGAGUUCCUGCGGAGGGCGGAGGUUUUGCGGAACCGGGAACAGGAAGGAAGGACUCCAGGGGUUCGGGCCUCGGCCGCGGACUCCUCGAGGUCCCCAGUGCCCCGCGUGACAACAAGCUCACGCCGAGCGCCUCCAGCCCUGCUCUUUUCCGCCAGUCAUGCUUCGUCCCUCCGAGCCCUGGCUUCCAAGUGGAGGGGGCAGGGGGAACCCGCUAGACGAGUCUGGGGCGCCAGGGUCUGCCCCCGGACUCGAGGCUCCAUCCCAGGGUCGAGGCCCCGCCCCUCAGUAGCUUAUCCCUAGCCGGGGCUCCCCCCGUGGGAACGGGGACCAGCUGGCCGGAAGCGCCAAACUGCGUCCCUGUCGAGCCCCGGGGGAUCAAUCAGGCCGAGGAGCUAAUUAUCACCAGGGGACUGACUCUAGGCAGCGUGACCUGAGGCCAGACGGGAGCACUCCAUGUACCAUCCACGAGAGUUGUACCCCUCUCUGGGGACAGGCUACCGCCUUGGGCCCCCCCAGCCGGGGACAGAUUCCAGCUUCCCGCCUGCCCUGGCAGAGGGCUACCGCUACCCUGAUCUGGACCCUCCCAAAUUGGAUUGCUUCCUCUCCGGGAUUGAAGCUGCUCCCUGCACCCUGGGUGCUGCCCCACCCCUGCCCCCGCUCCCCCCAGCCCUGGGCACUGAGCCAGCCCCCCCAGCCCCUGAGGCCCUUCAUGCACUCCCCGGAGUCAGCCUGAGCCUGGAGAACCGGGAGCUGUGGAAAGAGUUCAAUUCUGUGGGAACAGAGAUGAUCAUCACCAAAGCUGGGAGGCGCAUGUUCCCUGCUUGCCGAGUCUCAGUCACUGGCCUGGACCCCGAGGCCCGCUACCUGUUUCUUCUGGAUGUGGUUCCAGUGGACGGGGCUCGCUACCGCUGGCAGGGCCGGCGCUGGGAGCCCAGCGGCAAGGCGGAGCCCCGCCUGCCUGACCGCGUCUACAUUCACCCCGACUCUCCUGCCACGGGUGCCCACUGGAUGCGGCAGCCUGUGUCUUUCCAUCGUGUCAAGCUCACCAACAGCACCCUGGACCCCCACGGCCAUCUGAUCUUGCACUCCAUGCACAAGUACCAGCCCCGCAUCCACCUGGUGCGGGCCGCCCAGCUCUGCAGCCAGCACUGGGGGGGCGUCGCCUCCUUCCGCUUCCCCGAGACGGCAUUCAUCUCUGUGACAGCCUACCAGAACCCGCGGAUCACACAACUGAAGAUCGCCGCCAAUCCCUUUGCCAAGGGCUUCCGGGAGAAUGGCAGAAACUGUAAGAGGGAGCGAGAUGCCCGUGUGAAGAGGAAACUGCGGGGCCCGGAGCCUGGAGCCGCAGAGGCCUAUGGGAGCGGAGAUGCACCAGGUGGCCCCUGCGACUCCACGCUGGGUGGGGACGUCCGUGAGUCGGACCCAGAGCAGGCCCCGGCCCCGCGGGAAGCUGCCCCGGCCCCAGCUCCUCUGUGCGGCGGCUCCAGCGCCGAAGCCUACCUGCUGCACCCCGCGGCUUUCCACGGAGCCCCCAGUCACCUUCCAACCAGGAACCCCAGCUUCCCUGAGGCUCCAGACUCGGGGCGUCCAGCGCCCUACUCGGCUGCGUUCCUGGAGCUGCAGCCUGGGCCAGGGGGCUCGGGGUACCCAGCCGCUGCUCCCCCAGCACCCUUUGCCUCACACUUCCUCCAGGGGGGCCCCUUCCCCCUUGCCUACCCUGGCCCUGGGGCUUACUUGGAUGUAGGCUCCAAACCAAUGUACUGAGGUGUCCCUGGGCCCUCUGCCUGCCCCCACACCCCAUCUUCCAUCACAGACCUCUGCCACCCUUCCCCCAGGCCUGUGGCCCCAUUCCUUCCACUGGCCCCAUCCCCCAUGCCAAAUGGCUGCCUGGGGCCUCCCCCACCCCACUUCACACUUUGAUUUCACUCCCACCCACCCCGGCUUCAAAGCUCUGGCUAAGCUGCUGGGAGUCCAGCUGGGGCCAGCUUCCCCUUCCAGGCUCUCACCUCGGUGUGAAUGGAGGGAGGCUCUGCCUGGCCAAAUGGGGCCACUGCCCAACGCUCCCACCUCCUGGGCCUCACCCUUGGGCUCUGCAAGUUCUACCCCCUGGCCCCAGUGCAGGCCACACUGGUCCGCUGUCAGGACCAGAGUAUUUUUGUUAAUAAACCUCCAAAGACCUCGGUGCUCUAAAAACAUCAGCUAAUGCUAUUUAGCCGUGGGCGGGGCUGGGUGAGCGGAGGUUUUGUGGGGAGACCUGGGCCCCGAUUUUGACUUGCCAGUUUCUAGCUGCUUGACCUCAUGCGUGUGAAUCCACAGCUCUCGGGCUAUCUCCUUUUUAGGGAAGUGGGGAAAUCAGUGUCCUGAUGCUCACUUGAAUUAAAUGAGAAUUAAAUAAGCUGCUUCUGAGAACCCAGCCCUCCACCUAGCAUGUGGCAAGCCUUCUGGAAACAGUCACUGUCACUAGAUCUAGACCAGGAAGCUCUGGGGCAGUCAAGGUCCUCUGUGCCCCCAGGGCCCAGGCUGGCGUUGCUGCUUGUGACCGAUCAAGUCUGACACAAACCCAAAGACCAUUUUUCUCCUUUUAUUAGAAUUUUUCUUUGUUUUCUCUCAAAAUUUUUUAUCUAAAAACAAACAAAAAAAAAAAAAAAGGAAAAAGGAAAAAAGAAAA
This is a messenger RNA of Mustela lutreola (European mink), 3010 nucleotides long. It is a transcript of the gene TBX6, whose product is annotated as T-box transcription factor 6. Gene Ontology annotation, cellular component: nucleus. Gene Ontology annotation, biological process: vasculogenesis; cell fate specification; positive regulation of DNA-templated transcription. NCBI's taxonomy places the organism in Eukaryota, Metazoa, Chordata, Mammalia, Carnivora, Mustelidae. The record is from RefSeq and is a predicted model, not a curated record. Bases 796 to 2106 code for a protein of 436 amino acids. The transcript has 9 exons. Gene Ontology annotation, molecular function: RNA polymerase II cis-regulatory region sequence-specific DNA binding; DNA-binding transcription factor activity, RNA polymerase II-specific.